Schizosaccharomyces cryophilus OY26 is the source of this 3837-nucleotide messenger RNA. Its product is annotated as guanyl-nucleotide exchange factor. The coding region runs from base 213 to 2891 and encodes 892 amino acids. Gene Ontology annotation, biological process: regulation of ARF protein signal transduction. The transcript has a single exon. Gene Ontology annotation, molecular function: guanyl-nucleotide exchange factor activity. The record is from RefSeq and is a predicted model, not a curated record. Lineage: Eukaryota; Fungi; Ascomycota; Schizosaccharomycetes; Schizosaccharomycetales; Schizosaccharomycetaceae.
AGUAACUACUCUCCACUUGCGCUUAACACUAAUUAUUUGUAUGAACUUUUUAACGUUCCGGUUUUAAAAACCAAAAGUCAUUCCUUUUAUUCUUGUAUUUUUAUUCAUUCUUUUUAUAAUUUAUCGUUCUUUACCCUGAAACACACGGUGAUUCCUGUUCUUUCUUUUUUGUUGACCAAUUUUUGGAUGCUUCUUGUAAAGUCAGAUGAGGUAUGGACUUAAGCUCUCAUACUCAUAACAUUUCUUCUCGCAAUAUAUAUAACCGGUGGAGUCAUCGCCACCAAUCUUCAAUCUCGUCGAAUUCAUCUGUAUCUUCCACUGCAUCCAAGAAGUCAUUAUUGAAGCGGUUAUUUCCCGCUCAUUGGUUUCAUAAAAAAUCUUCUAUUCCGUCAUCAAGUUUAGAAUCUAUCGAUGAAGAUAAUUCGGUAGUCCGGUCGAAAACGGAUGCUGAUUCUGAAUCGACUCUAUUCCGCUCUCAGUCUGUUCUUGGAUUCAAUUCCUCGUUAAGGGGGCGAAAAACAAAGAAAAAAUCGAAAUUAAAAAGGUCCCCUCCUUACGGUCUUUCCACAGACGUUCGAGAUUUACACCCUACAUCCCAAAAAGAACCCGCUCGUCCUAGUACUUCUCUCUCCUUUUUUGAAGACGUAUCCUUUGGCCCUCCAUUCAGUGCCGACCUAAUACUUUCUAGUUUACCAUCUUCACCGCUAAAUAGCCCUCUUAUCAAAUCAGCGCCGGCGUCACCAUAUGUAAAUGAAUCCUCUAUAGAGGCAAAUCAAUGCGACUUUUAUGAUCAUUGUGAAGAAAACUUUCAAACUCCCGAUUCGAGUUUCGUUUUUGACGAUGCUCCGUCUGAUAAUCAAACAAACCCAAAAACUACUAAACGUCGGCUAGGUAACCCAUAUAUGGGAGUGGAUGACGAAAAUGCUCGUAGAUUUUCUACUCCUCUUCUUGGGAGCUUGCAUGAUAAAACUAACAUAGCUUUGAAUGAAUCUACGAGGUCUAUAGAUCUGAAAGAUGAAGCUGCUUCCGUUCAUUCCAUUAAUGUAAGUUCUUUGGAAAAUGGUACCUGUGAUCCAAAACUAGUUGCUAUGGACAUUUGGAAUGGUUCAGAGAAAAUUGUCUCUAAUGAAGAUGCCCUCUCCUAUCUAAUGCAAGACGAUAAUUAUCACAGAAGGGUUCUUGAGCAGUACAUAUCUCUUUACGAUUUUGAAAAUUCCGACAUUUUACAGUCUUUACGCAUUCUUUGUGGUAAUUUAUAUAUUAAAGGAGAAACGCAAAAAGUGGACCAUCUUUUGGAAAUUUUUUCAAGCCGAUGGUGCCAUACUAAUCCGAAAGAAGUUUUUUGUACAAAGGAUAUUGUUCAUUCUGUUGCCUUUUCAAUACUAUUAUUGAACACAGAUUUGCAUAUAGCAAACAUUGCUUCUUCUCAAAAAAUGACUCGCUCACAAUUCGUAUCUAAUACCCUUUCCGAUAUAUUACAAGCCCUUGAAGCUUCGUUUAAUUCUUUAGAAGAUAAAUAUCAAUUUUUGCUACGUUCCUAUGCUGCUGCGUCCAAUCCUAAUGAUGGCUCGGCAGCCAUUAGCUCUUUAUCGAAUAACUUGUCAAAUUUAAAAGGCGGUCUUACUAAAAGCCAUGAAAAGAAAAAUUCAAAAGUCAAGGAAAUCGAAGCUGCCUUUGUUGACCACUGGUCUUUGGUAUUGAAGGAGAUAUAUCACUCCAUCAAGGUGUCGUCUAUACUACAGCCCGAUCGGUAUUUGCAAGCAAAACCUAACUCUCAACAGCAGAUAGCUGACGACAUUUUUGCACAUGCAAAAAAUUUUUCAAUGUCUGAUAAUGUGUCCUUAAAGAGCAAUAAAAGUGCAUCUGAUGGUAGGCUUGAAGAUACUAUAACGCGGCCUUCUUCGUCCCUUCUAUUUGAAUGUAACAAUGAUGGUGUCUUAUUGUUUCAUAAUCGGUUUGAAAAAGCUAUGCGUCAUCAAUUUCCAGAGGCCAAGCGAUCCAAGUCCGCUAUGGGUUACUUUCAAGCAAGUUGCCCUUCACCUGAUCUUCCCAGUAUAGUUAUUACUCUAAGAAAUCAAGAACAUACACCUCCCUUUUAUCUUCCUCCUCACUGCAAGUAUGGCAUUUUAAGGUACUUGAUCCGAUACAGCGGGAAGCUGAAGAAAAAGGAUGUAUGGAUGAUUACCCUUUCUAUUCUCGAAAAAGAUAUUUUAUCUCUGUACAGUAUAGAAGGGGAGUUCAAGGAUCUACAAGACCUAGAUGUUUCUAAAAUCGGAAACCCCAUUUUAAAAACGUCAAUUAUGAGUUCAGUAGCACACCUGGUAAGUUUAGACAACACGGGUUUCAGAAGAACUCCCGCUCCUUCCUUUUAUUUGGAAACGCAUUCAGGAAAACGUUUACAAUUUGCCGCUACAAGGCUAGGAGAGGCCCAAGCUUGGAUAGAAGCACUAAACUAUUGGGCAGCUCGUACCUCUCGAAUUCCUUUGCUCGGAAGUGUAUCAAAUGUUGAUUAUGGAUGGUCACUAUGCACUGGGAAACAACAAAUGAAUGAUAAAGACAUAAAAUCUUCCAGCCAUGGAGAAAGAAAAUACCCUAAAUUAUCUUUAAAGGUUUGGGAGCCUGAGCCUAUCAGUGGAAUACCCAGUCAGUUAUCCCUUAUCAAACAACUAAAUUCAUUCAAAGGGUUUUCGAAAGUUUUGUCUGAGGCCUCAAAAAAGCAUGAAGCUAUUCAUUUAGAGAUGUUGGUUAUUUUGUCCUCACAAAAUAAAAAUACGUUCCGUCGUGGAGUCGAGAACUGGAAGGCUCGCUCUUUAUAUCUAAAAUCAACCAUUUUCAAAGUCAAGGUCUAUAUUUCUGUACUUAAAAAGUAUAGAAAACUCGCUGAAGAUUAGCCUUGCAACGAUUAAGUGGUUGAUUCUUUUGAGAAUUCAUACAAAACUCUGGAUCAUUUGGUCCCCCAUUUGCCUUUAACUUAAAAGCUUUCAUUUCCGUGGAACGGACACUAAAAAUGUGAACUUAAUUGGACAAGUUAUUGAAUAAAGCCGGAUUGCUUGCAUUAGAAAAACGUUUCAUGAAAUAAUCAGAAUUUUAAGAUUAGAGAAUGCAAACCGCUCAUUCAUAUCCUAAUUAUCUGGCGGUUGCUAAUAUUUAAUACUGAGAAUUUAUCACAUAGGUAUACUAAUCAAGCUUCUCAUUCCAUCAAACUCUUUAAUAAAAAUUUUUGACUUUCAUUACAAUGAUUGACAGACAUGUAUAUAAUAACAUUGCCUAAUAUUGCGUGAAGGAAUCAUGAAGUAUAAAAGCUUUGAAUUUUUCAUGAGAAAAACUUAAGACAUAAAUCAAGCUACAAAAAAGAUGAACAUAAUUAUAAGCAAAUAAGGAAGUUCCAAACGAAGAGAAAGGAUAAUAAAGAAAGGAAACAUCACUUUUAGGCUUAUGUUGCACGAUUAGGAUCGUCCUCCAUAUCUGUGUCUUCGGAUUCUUGAGCUUGCAAUUCCAAAUCAUCUUCAGCAGAGUUCAAAUGACCGUAACGUUGGAAAUGAAUUUUUUCAAGGCGUCGCUUAUGAUACAUGAUAUUAAUCAUAAGAGAGAGGAAGCAACCUAGCAGAUUGGCCUAUACAAUCAGCAAAGUUAACUUUUUUAUAAUACUGGCAUAGGAAAGAGUACUUACCAAAAUAUCAAAGACAUCAAAGGUUCGUAACUAUUUAUAGCGUGAAAAGCCAUAUGUUAGAAACAGUUCUAAUAAAGCAAUUUAACACCCGUUCGUUUUUUUGACAAAAGGGAAUGGAGGACUUUUAUAAUCUUUUAAUGAGAACUUACAGUAAGAAACGCUUGGAC